GACAAAGAGAACAGGGGAGAGACUCGGGGUCGGAGGGUGGGCUUCCGCGGGCCUGCUUGAAGAACUGUGACUGGGGCCUGCCGUGGCGCUGCGGAAACCAGACCCGCCCGGACGUGUCUGAUCGGACCGAGCCCGGGGCCGAGCGCGACUGCCACACAGGAGGACAGGUCUCUGCCGGAGGAGCAGUGCAGGGAAUGUCAACGCGCCAGAGCAGCGUUCAGCGCCAGACCUGGCAGCGCUUGGCAGCAGCUACCCUGAGGAGGAAGCCGAUCUACAGGCACUUUGCUGGAUUCAGGACGGUGAAAUUAAAGUUGAACAGUUGAUGUAGACAUCAGCAGGCUUUUUCAAAGGAGACCUGAUUUCUUACAAGAGCUUGUGUUUUUGCCCCGCUAGUCCCAAUUCAAUGCGGGGAAGACCGCGCCGCCUGUGAGCUCCAAGGACUCUCGGUGUCCCGCAUGCCGCACCGCGACAGAUGAAGGCCGGCACUGAACCUGCCCCGUGCCAGUGAGGCGUUAGCAGCAGCGGCCGACAGCACAGAACGGCGCUAUGCUGUCGCGCUCAUCUACCGCAGCCCCGGGGAUGGCGACCGCAGUAAUGUAACAUCGCAUCAGCGCUGUACGCCGGGUACGGGUAUUAGGAAGAGACAGCCGGGGCUGGGCGGAGGAGGGGUGCCACAGAAGGUGGGAGGAGAAAGAGAUGUGUGCGCCUGCUUCUACACGACCGCCGACUUCUCUUCGUCUUGUUAAUGUUUUGUCUUCUCGAAGGUAAACUCUCUCUCUCCUCGAAGCCACCCACAGUUGCGCAGCGCGCCCAGUGGGUGCAGAGGAAAUGUCCGGUCUGCAAGAGACUGUCGUCUGAGGAGACGCGCACACAUCAAGAGGAAUUGGCUAUAAGCGCAGACGCUGCUUUUGGAGUAAUUAAAGCAAACUCUCCUGUUUACGGUCCUCGGCUUUUCACCGCGUCGCCGCGUUCAGUGUCCCCGGCAAUUAAUAGUUCACAUGGGCUGCAGCAGGGACUGUUCCCUCGACAACGCGUGUUUCCAGCAGGGAAAACAGGCAAGCGGAGGAAAAACUGCUCUUUUAAAAGCAAGGAGAAAAGAGGGAAACUACAAGCUAUAGCCUAGAUCGUGCUGAAGGUUAUUUAGUUCAUUUCCAUGUUCAUCUAAAUCUGAAAUGGAAAAACAUCAUUGCGAACCACCCCAAAAAACGGAGCUGUAACUGAACAGCUGUGCUCCCGUGGUGAAGUCUGCUGCAUGAGCCAGUUCAAGGUGCAGGGAAGUUUGCGAAGACAGGACCAGCCUUGGACCCAACAGGUCCCCUCUUUGGAGCGCCGAUCUUGUCCUUCCUGGAUUCCAAAGCCACACAAACCCCAGGCAUGAGAUCAGUGUGAAAAGUGCUCAGCGCGGUGGAGCCUUGCGCUCCGACUGAUGGGAAUUGCUAAAUUGGGUCCCGUCUCACUGGUGUCGACAUGAGUCCUCCGCUCACCGUACUCAACCUGGGCCAGAGGAAGACGAAGUGCAGAACGUGGGGGAAGAAGAACGACAGGCCUAUCCCAGGGGCCGCUAUGGACCGAGUGAGUGUGCUCUGGCGCCUCCGCCGGCGGGUGAAGAGGGGCUUCGUGUGCAUGGCGCUCUUCUGCGUGGCGAUGGGAUUCCUGUACGCCUUCUGCGCUGAAAACAGCGUCACGGCCACCGACGCCAUCUUCGGCACGAAGGCCCGCACCCGUGCCCAGCUCCGACAUCACUGGCCAGGCGUGGAGCGGGUCUUAAGGGGGGCAUCUGGCAAUCCAGGAAGUUCCGUUAAGCAGGGAAGGUCACCUCCUUCCCUUCCUGCCUCCAACACCAGUGCCAAAGCGCCCCCUCACGCGGUCAAGGGAGAUGGACAUGGCUUUCUGUCUCGGGUGGUGACCCCCUUUCUGGGGCACCUGUUAGAAAUCGUGAGAGGCACGGGACAGAAGAAAGAAGGGGCCGUGGGAGAUUUUUUUCGGGGCCAGGCCAGCCUGGGCCAGGUGUGGAAUGAGGAAAUGUCCACCUCCAUGCUGAGCAAGAGGCUGAAAAAGGUGGUGCAGAACUACCAGGCCAUGAAUAAGUAUGGGGUGCACUUUGAGCGGCUGGCCAGUCGCAGGCGCCAGCGCCUCACCGGGGAGGAGCUGCUCUGCGAGCUGAAGGACAAGGUGGCGGUGACCUCACUGACCCCUGACCUCCCCCCCUUCUCAGAGCUCUCCUGGGGCUCCCAGCUUCCUCCCCACCUGGUAACAGCUCACCUGGGGCCCUACAAGAGCUGCGCUGUGGUGUCCUCCGCAGGAUCCCUGAAGAACUCCGGACUGGGCAGAGAGAUUGAUUCCCAUGAUGCUGUAUUGCGGUUCAAUGCUGCUCCAACAGGGGGGUAUGAGAAAGAUGUGGGCACCAAAACCACUGUGCGCCUUAUCAACUCACAGGUAAUGGCUUCAGAGGACCACCACUUCCUGUCCAGCUCCCUCUACAGCGCAGGGACCCUGGUAGCCUGGGACCCUGCUCCCUUCUCCUCCAACCUCGCCGAGUGGUACAAUAAGACCGAUUACCCCAUCUUUAAGCAGUACCAGAAGUACCGCCUCCUGCACCCUCAGCAGCCCUUCUACAUUCUGCACCCGAAGGUUGAGUGGCAGCUAUGGGAGCGAAUCCAGGAGAACAUGGCCGAACCCAUCCAAAAGAACCCGCCCUCUUCGGGGCUUCUGGGCACAGUCCUGAUGAUGUCAGUGUGUGAGGUGGUACACCUGUAUGAGUUCCUGCCCUCCCGGAGGAAGACAGAGCUGUGCCACUAUUACCAGCGCUUUUUUGACGCCGCCUGCACUCUGGGGGCCUACCACCCUCUGAUGUACGAGAAGAACUUGGUGAAGAGGAUGAACCGGGGCACAGACAAGGAGAUCUAUCAAUAUGGCCGGGUCACCUUACCGGGACUGGCCACCCUCAACUGCACGGCACCCAGAGUGCACUGACUGCUGGAGGAAGCAUGCAGAUUUGGUUCUACUGCUGUGGGCUGACCCCACAGUAGUGGGGUAAAGCUGACAGGCACACCCCCACCCAGUAAUGUGGAUAAGCGUUUGCCAUCUUCACACUACAGUGCCACUCACUGAAGCACCGUGAGCGGAGCACACUCAUCUUCAGCUCCAGCUGCUGGUUGCUUUAGCAUUAUUUGGGUAUCCAUGUCUGGGACACAUUUGAUCACCGGAAGAUCAUGUCACAGUGGCAACAGAAAUCUGUAGAACAUUUAUGGCAUCAUAGAAUUGUCUUAGCUGUUAUUUUCUAAUAUCCUCUAGCAAAGCAACCCAUCCCAUCCUGGAGAUACCAAAAUCAGCUUUUGACACCUGCCUUGUGGUCACUAUCCUCCUGCUGUCCCUGUCCACACUGACUGGUACUCAUGCACGCAUAUUAAUGAAAGCACCAAGCGCUGACAUCUGCUCUCAGCAUAGCUCUCACUCUAGUCCCCAAUACUGGGGGCUGCAGGCCAGUCCUGCACUGACAGGCGGGUUGUCUGAUCUGAUCUGGCCAAUAACAGAGUCCCGAGGCCCUCAUCUCCAGCUGCUCUGCUGUGGCAUGAGGCGGCGUCUUUAGCAUCUACAGCCUGACCUGCUACAAUAAGCAUUUGUCUAACUUUUGCUCCCAUUUGGAGUGUUCAGCCUUGCCUCGGUGUAAGGUAAUCACCAACUAAGAAUGGCUGCAAGUGAGAUGGAAGCCAUUCAGCCCAUUAACCCCAGCUCGCUCAAUAGCUUAUUUCUAUGAGCUGGAUCUGAUCCAACGAUCCUAAAUGCACUUCCUUGUGGCUUCUAAUUGUACUGUCAUGUGUUACUAGUUGUGCCGUUCAGAAAAAAAGAAAAAUAAUCCAUUGGGCUUUGUUUGACAAUAGCUUUCUGGAUUUUUAAACAACUGUGGCAAAGCCCCUCAGAAUCUCAAAUCCUCAAGACUGCCAGGAGUCAAUACCUUCAAAUUAUUUGGGUAUGGCCUGUCCCGUUAUUCAUCUUUCUAUGGAAGUAAUGGCCUUUCUGGAACGAAACUGCCAUUAGGAUUCAAUUCUCCAGGAGCACAGAAUGGAAUAAAAGCCAAAAGAACGUGUAGCUCUCCAGAACAUGAACUGAAGAUGGGAUCCUUUAGGAGAAGUGUGUGGCAGAGUUCCAGUUUCUAAUUUCUGGUACUAUAUAUUCACUCGACUGGUUGAUUGCACGAAGACCAGAGCUUGUAUUUUUCACCGUUGCUACUUGUCACCACAGUUUUGGGUUGUCUUGUCAGCAUGUGAAGUAUUCAAAUAUGUAGGAGGUGGAGGAAGAGAUAGUACUGUUCCAAUGACAUCUCUCCCCUUGCCCUAUCAAGAGCGUUACAGGUCCACACAGCACAUGUCCAGUCUUUAGCGAAGAAGAUGUCCCUCAGGUCCCCGGUAUGUGCAGUAAUCACUGGAGGUGGCUGUCAUGAAUUGAAUACAAGGAGUGCUGAAUUUGUGAGGAGAAAAUAUUUGUAUCAAAAGGCCUGACAGUGUUGUCGGGCUGUGUCAGUCCCUCCUUCUGCACGGCUGCUUGCUGCAAUUAGGCACCAACGCAGGUGAAGCAAUUUUCUGCUCCGCCUUUCUUGAGCAGUAGGAAGUACUGUGGGAUGGCCAGUCAUCCGGCAGCUGUUGCCAAUAACUCAGCUAUCUAAGGAAAUCUCACUUGUAUUUUGUGUGCUAAUAUGGUCGCAAAUGCAUAUUGCCCUGUGAUAGAUUAAAACAUUAAUUUCACAUAUUUAAAAGGGGGAGGUAUGUCACCACCUUUAGCAAUCAGACAAAGCAUUAAUAACACAUUUGAUUUUACAUUGUGGAAGCCAGACACUUAUUAGACGUUCCUGUUUUGACUAGUUUAGUAAGCAUAAGGACAAAAGAAAGGUUAUAAGAGAACAUUCUAGCACUAGUACUUGCUAGUCACACUGCGCAGAAUGAACUGCCUGCAAGCAACACCAAAUUUCCAAUAGUCUCUACUAUACAUUUAUAGUCUCUCUAAAGACUAGCCUGAUGAGUCCUACUUGUUGUGUUACACUGGGCUAUGUUUUCUACUGGUAGAGUCUGUAACAUUUCAUUUGCCUCGAUAGUGCCUGUACAGUGUGUACAGGCUUCUUAUUUUUUGAAGGCAAUCAAAAGGCCUCAAUGAAAAGUCUGCAAAGGAACAGGUUAAGGUUUAUUCCAUGCUGAAAGGAAAAUAAAAAAGGAACAACCUUUCAACUGUGGAGCCUUCUUUAGGUGUGAAGAAUUCUUCACAGCCCAAAUGCUGCGUCUCUUUUCUUUGUGUGAUGAGAAACGUGGUCACUUUUCUUUAUUAAGGAGUGAACAAGGUGUGGAGAAGGCUCUACAGCCGAAACAUUGUGAUCCUUUUCCUCUCUUUUCAGCAUAGAGUCAACCUUCACCUGCUCCUUUGUAGUCCACGCAUGCUGACGCAGAUACCUGCUUGAACUUCUACAAUGAAAAGUCUGCAAACCUUUUCUUUUUCUUUGCCAAUGACAACUGUAGAUUAAAAAACAAUUACUGCCACACAAUUGCUAGUUAGGCAACUUAAAACCCCUCUACUUGCUGGAGUUGAGUUUAUGGUCUGUUUGUGGAAUCAGUGUUUUCUGAUCUUAGGGCUCCCCCAUGUGGACAGCAUUGGUGGUAGGACGGUGUACAGGCAAGAUCAUUUAUUUAUCUGGCACAAUUGACUGGAUGUAAAAGAGAUCUGGUCUCUGAAUGUUUAUCCACUAAAUAAGAGAAAAUAUUUUUUAAAGAAUAACUUAUUUUUGUUUUUGCUGUUAUUGCUGCUACACUACUAUUAUAGAGUAGAGACUGUGCAAAGCAUGAGCCACUAUUCCCAUGAUUAUAUGGGGUCAAAGCAGCUCUUAUAACCCCAAAAACAUUUAUUUCACAGGUUGUGGCUCUGCUACUUGCCCUUGCCUUUGGUACCAGCACCCUCUUAAUUAUAAAACGGAAUUAACUAAGAGCUCCUUAAUCUGGUUUCAGAGCUGGGUGUACCGAGAUCCGGCAGCUAAAGAACAGAUUUAUAGGGGUGGCUUUUGGUUGCCCUCAGUGACCUUGACAGCUCUGGCGUUUUCCUGGGUAUCCACCAGGAAAAAAAAAGCAAUGCUGCAAAGAUUGACUGAUUUCUAAAGAGUGGCCACCACAGUUGCAGGCUCUCCAGGUGAGCUCAGAAAUGAUGUUGCCAGACCCAUUAUUUGCUAGAAUCAAGGCUAUUCCAUACAUGUCAGCCAGCUUCCUGUGAACCUGCUUGCUGCUAUAGCUUUGCACCACUCUGGUGGGGAGAUACACUAACUAGUGCAGCCACUUCACAGCUCCAGGAUCCAUAGCUAGUUUGCCAGCUUAGGCACCUUUCUAUGUGGAGUUUGUCUGAUCUCUCUGUGUUUGCAUGGGUUUUCUCUAGGUAAUCCAGUUUCCUCACACUCCCAAGUACUGAGUAACAAGCUAAAGAACUAAACAUUUUUGGUGUGCCCCAAAUCAGGCAAGGGUAUAUAGGAGUCCAUGUAAACAUACUUAGGUGCCAAAACCUAUCUAUUGCCAGUACAGGGUUAAAGGUUUUAAGAAUAUUAUGCUGGAUAGUUUUUAGGGCAGUUAGGUACUAACCUUCUGAAUGUUUAUGGUAAAUCACGGCACUAUCCCAGUCUGAUGCAGGGCUACACUGUGAAGGUAUGGUAAAUGAGAAUACAAAGAAAUGUAUGACUGGAGCAAAAGUGUCUAGUUACUGGACUAAUUUGCCACCAUGGUUCCCAGAUUCCUGCCUGGACCCUUUCCCCUCAAAUUUGUCCCAAUUCUGUGUACGUUUUGUCUGUCUGAAACACUGUAAACAUCUAUAUAACUGUACUGGAGUAAAGCGAGAGGAGCCGAGCCAGUGA
Messenger RNA from Lepisosteus oculatus (spotted gar), 6874 nucleotides. It is a transcript of the gene st6gal1, whose product is annotated as ST6 beta-galactosamide alpha-2,6-sialyltranferase 1. Gene Ontology annotation, biological process: sialylation. NCBI's taxonomy places the organism in Eukaryota, Metazoa, Chordata, Actinopteri, Semionotiformes, Lepisosteidae. The record is from RefSeq and is a predicted model, not a curated record. Gene Ontology annotation, molecular function: beta-galactoside alpha-2,6-sialyltransferase activity. Gene Ontology annotation, cellular component: Golgi apparatus.